Molecule: messenger RNA, 2087 nt
Organism: Salvelinus fontinalis (brook trout)
Lineage: Eukaryota; Metazoa; Chordata; Actinopteri; Salmoniformes; Salmonidae
Product: myb/SANT-like DNA-binding domain-containing protein 1
Exons: 3
Coding region: 397-1245 (282 amino acids)
Biological process (GO): positive regulation of DNA-templated transcription
Cellular component (GO): nuclear body
Source: RefSeq, a predicted model, not a curated record
GCUAAAAGCUUUUUGUUGUGGCAUUGGAGCAAGAGAGCGAGAGAGGAAGUGAAAGAGAGGGAGUGGUUAAGAGAGGGGGAGGGAGGGAGAAAGAGGGGCCUCCUCCUAGUUGCUAGGGCAACUUGACAUCACAGUGACGAUUUCCUCCAUUUAAAAGCUUUUAACCGGAUCCCUCUCCUGCCCUAGGCCCCAUUUUGAGUCCUCUUUCAGCUAAGCUCGGGGGAAGGGCACAGCACAGGCAGAGCGGUGUGUGACUGUUUGCAACCACAUUCCACUGACAGCAUAAGAAAUAAUGCUAAACAGCAGAGAAGGGCUUUCAAACUAAACCGUUUUUGGGGCCUAUUUUUGUUUACAAAACCAAAACAGGAAGAGAGUGCUUUUGAGAGGGCUUUCAAAAUGGCUGCCGAGGAGAGUUUUAGUUACCUCAUUCCGGGCCACAGCGAGAAGCACAGAAGGGCCCGAAACUGGACCGAUGCAGAGAUGAAGGGGCUUCUGUAUGUAUGGGAACAGAAUGUCGCCGAGCUGAAGAAAUGUAAGAGGAACGCCAAGAUCUACGAGAAGAUGGCCCAGAGGUUCUUCGAGCUCACUGGAGAACAACGCCAUCGGGAGGAGAUAAAGAUGAAAAUCACCAACAUGUCUUUCCAGUACAGGCAAGUGAAAAUGAAGUGCACAACCAAUGGGAGCGGUGGGACACCCGACUGGCCGUACUACAAAGCAAUAGAGAAGCUCCUCACCAAGACUGACGAUAAUGGGACUAUGAACCCGUUUGAGCUCCAGUCUCCUGGCCCCUCCACCUCCACAGAGGCCUCGAUGUCCCAUGCAGAGGGCCUCCCCACGGGCUUCCUUCCGGAGUACACAGGCUCCUCGGACGAGAUGGAGAUGAGGGAGGACCUGGAUGGAUGGGAGAGCUCUGGCAGCCUGCACUCUGGACUUCCCUGUCCUGAUUCCCACCCGGCGCCGGCCAAGAGGAAGAAGGUGCACCAGCACCUGUCUCUGAAGCGGCGGAAGCUGAAGGUGAUGGAGGCCAUGCUGCAGGAGCAGCGAAAGGUGAGCCGGGCAGUGGAGGAGACGUGCCGCGAGGUGCGCCGCGUCAUGCACCAGCAGAACUUCCUCCAGGUGCAGAGCCUGCAGCUCCAGGAGCGCAUGAUGAACCUGCUGGAGAAGAUGAUCCAGCCACUGACGGCCCCCACGCCAGCCUGGGGUGCUGCUGCCCAGCCUGGGGUCAAAGAGCCAGGCCAGGGAUGAAGGGUCCAGUGUGAGGGAUCAAGGAGGGUGGUGGUAGUGGUCAGGACUCCCUAAAAACACGCCACUUCGAUACAAGGGACUUUUCGUAGCAGGUUAGGUGAGCAUUUCUGCUGACCCUAAAACCUAACCCUUUCCCCAAUCUUAACCUAAUUCUCCUAACCUGCUACAUUAAUUCUCCUAACCUGCUGCGUAAGUUCUCCAAAUCUGCUACGAAAAGUCGUAGCUAUAUCGAAAUUGCGUCCCUGUGGUGCUCACUAUAUGGCUAUGCUAGAAAAUAAAUGCCAUAUGCUACAUGGCUAUGUGUUAUAUGCUACAUGGCUAUGUGUUAUAUGCUACAUGGCUAUGUGUUAUAUGCUAUAAUAUGGCUAUGCUUCAUCUGGUAUAUGGCACUUUUUAACAACUGAUUGAGAGUAAAUAAUGUAAAUCUCACCCUAACCUUACCCCUGACCUGAAUGCUCACUGGCAGAGAGAGGAAAAAAGCAACUUGCUCAUCAAAAGGCCGGUUUCGUCCUUUCUAGCAUGGCCAUCUAGUGGUUGCUGUGAGAGAGUGAGAGGUCAGGGGUGAGGGUUCAGAGGUGUAUGGCUGAGGCUGCUUUAAGAUAAGUUCCACCAUUCAUUGACCGAUUUGAGAGAUAUCUACAAGCUAGGAAAAUAGUGUGCUAAUUCACAAAAGACAACAUUUGUCCACAAAUUCUAAAUCUUAAUGACAAAAGGCAUGGGCAUUUGGUGUUGUAUCACUUAUUUUCUAAUGUGUGUCCUGCUAUGGUGUAUGUAUCUUCCAACUAGCAUAGCCUACUUGUUUGAAAUGUAUGACUGAAAUAAAAACAUAUGUUCUGUUGUCA